AUGACUGUUUCUAUCACUCUGUACUUCAUAGAAUCCAACAACUUAUAUUCGGGAUCUCUUACUUUCGCAACUGACACCUCACCCAAGUGCGUUACGAUUGGCGAUGUCAAUAAUGAUGCGAAACCUGACAUAGUUACGGCAAAUUAUGAUGCAAACACAGUGAGCGUUCUCCUAAAUACAGAAAAUGGCACAUUUGCUUCUCAAACUAACUAUACAACUGGCACCAGUCCACACUCAGUUGCAAUAGGCGACGUCAACAACGACGCGACACCUGAUAUAGUUACGGCGAAUUAUCAUGCAAACACGGUGAGCGUCCUACUCAAUAUAGGCAAUGGCACAUUUCGUUCUCAAAAUACAUUUACAACUGCCAUUGGCCCAUACUCAGUUGCGCUUAGUGAUGUUAACAAUGAUACGAAACCUGAUAUAAUUACAGCAAAUUAUGAUUCAAACUCAGUGAGCGUUCUCCUCAAUAUGGGCAACGGAACAUUUCGUCCUCAAAGUACAUUUUCCGCUGGCUCAUAUGCAUACUCAAUUGCGAUCGCUGAUGUUAACAAUGAUGCGAAACCUGACGUAGUUACGGCGAACUAUGCUGGACAAUCGGUGAGCGUUCUCCUGAAUAUUGGCAACGGAACAUUCCGCCCUCAAAAUACAUUUCCAACUGGUAUGUAUCCAUACUCAGUUGCGCUUGGUGAUGUUAACAAUGACGGGAAACCUGACAUAAUUACAGCUAAUUCUGGUGCAGUCACAGUUAGCGUUCUUUUCAAUACAGGCAACGGGACAUUUUCUCCUCAAACCACCUUCCCAACUGGUAUGUCUCCAUACUCAGUUGCCAUCGGUGAUGUUAACAAUGAUACAAAACCUGAUAUAAUUACGGCCAGCUAUUAUAUAAGCACAGUUAGUGUUCUUCUCAACAUAGGCAAUGGCACAUUUGUUUUUCAAACUACCUAUGCAACUGGUGCACGUCCAUUUUCCGUUGCGAUUGGCGAUGUUAACAAUGAUACGAAACCUGAUAUAGUUACGGCUAAUUCUGGUGUAGCUACAGUUAGUGUUCUUCUCAAUAAAGGCAAUGGCACAUUCCGCUCUCAAAAUACCUAUGCAACUGACAGUGAUACACAAUCAGUUGCGAUUGGCGAUGUUAAUAAUGAUACGGAACCUGAUAUAGUCACGGCAAAUUCCCCUGCAAACACAGUUAGUGUUCUUCUCAAUACAGGCAGUGGCGCAUUUUCUCCUCAAACCACAUUUGCAACUGGCGCAUAUCCAUACUCAGUUGCGAUUGCUGAUGUUAACAACGAUGCCAAACUCGAUAUAAUUACAGCAAAUUCUGGUGCAAACACAGUUAGUGUUUUUAUCAAUACAGGCAAUGGCACAUUCAGUUCUCAAAAUACAUUUCCANGAACUUCAUGUUCACGUUGA
Molecule: messenger RNA, 1413 nt
Organism: Adineta ricciae
Lineage: Eukaryota; Metazoa; Rotifera; Eurotatoria; Adinetida; Adinetidae
Source: the annotation of a GenBank genome assembly